Molecule: messenger RNA, 896 nt
Organism: Solanum pennellii
Lineage: Eukaryota; Viridiplantae; Streptophyta; Magnoliopsida; Solanales; Solanaceae
Product: FCS-Like Zinc finger 8-like
Exons: 1
Coding region: 221-775 (184 amino acids)
Source: RefSeq, a predicted model, not a curated record
UCUUAUAUCUCAUAUCGAACAAUUUGCAAAGAUGCGUAAAAGAGCUUCUUCACUUCUUCUCUGAAAAGGGCAAAUAGAUCAAAGUCCCUACUCUAUAUCCUACUUCAAAUUAAUCAUUGAACUCUCAUCUUCUUCUUCUUCUUUUUUCACUCAAUUAUUAUUAUUAUUAGCACUUUCACUUAUUCAUCUUCAACUAUUAAAAAAAUUUGUUAUAUACCAAAUGUUAAUGGUGAUGCUGAGGAAGAAUUCAAGAAGAGCAGUGAGCAGCAAACAGAGUCCUAAUCCCAUGGCUGACAAAAAUUCAUUUUCUUCUCCAAAAUUCUUCAAUGGUUUUUUAACCAGAACUUUAUCUGAUGUUGUUGACUCUGAAAUUAGCCCAAAAUCCAUUCUUGAUACCAAACAAAUCUUCAAUCUUGGUAACCCUUUUGGCUAUGACAGAAACUCAUCCUAUAAAAAGGGUUCAUCAACUUUAGAAGGUAUUAAACUUGCUCUGCUAGACCCUAUUGAGAAUGAAGAGAACAUUAACAAAAUGGUUGUGUUUGGAACAGAGCUUAAAGAUUUUGGUAUAAAGACUAAGGAUUCUAAAUUGUUGGGAAUUGGGAAUGUUAAAGAAGAUAAAGAUUCAUCAAAGGGUGGAUUGAGUUUGAGGGAAAUGGAGAGUUUGGAGGAUUAUACAUGUGUGAUUACUCAUGGUCCUAAUCCAAAAAAAACUCAUAUAUUUGAUAAUUGUGUUGUUCAAAGUUGCUCUGUUUUGGAGAAUUUGCAUGAUUGUUAAGAUUUGUUACUCAUGUGAAGCUGAUGCUGAAUAAGCCCAAAACGAAUCUGUAUAAUUUAUCUAAAGGUUUAUAAAAAUUUUAUAAUUUAAAAUGUUUUAUGAAGUGUUUUUUUUUUGUUGA